AUGGCACCCACCAUUUCAAAUCUCUUCCCUCGACAAGGCUUUGGUGGCAAUGGUGGCCCAGGCGAUUUCGGCGACGACAGAGGCCCAGGUAAAGGGAGCGGAAUCCCGAUAGCGGCAAUUAUUGGAAUAGUGAUUACAGUUAUCAUCGUUGGGCUCAUUGUUGGCUUCUUCAUCUUCAGACACCUUCGACUCCGUCGCAACAGAGCCGCAAAUGGGUCGAUCAACCUCCGAUCUGCAACAUCCAACAACCCCACAACUGGCACGCCAGCAACCGACCCCUUGAAAUACGGCGCCAGUAGUGGUGGGGGUUAUACCGCCACGGCCGACCAAAACCAGUCCCUACUGGGCAACGCAGAAGCGCCUGCCAUCGUGAUGUGGGAUCCCAACGCCUCUGACCACGGCGGCAUCGGCUCCACGCAGGACGGAUUCGGGUACGAUAACAACCUGAACCUGCAACGACCGGCCAGCGUCGCCAGUUUCUCCGCCCCGCCUCCGCGGUACGAGGAAGCCACCAACAGUACUGGAGGACUUCCCGCGCAAGCGCAAGGCGAGGCCGCGAGCUACUACAACCCGGCGGUAUCAAUGGUCCAGGAACGCGGGGCCAGUCUCACCAGCCAAAGCGAGGCCCAGGGGUCAAGAACACGCGCCUUGAGCGUCGACCAGCGUAGCGUCAACGGGGAUCGGAGUCGGAGCAUCUCGCGGUUCAGAGAAGAGGGCAUGGUCGACGUCAGCGUCAACGUCGAGACGAAAAGCUGA
Fonsecaea pedrosoi CBS 271.37 is the source of this 756-nucleotide messenger RNA. RefSeq lists its product as uncharacterized. NCBI's taxonomy places the organism in Eukaryota, Fungi, Ascomycota, Eurotiomycetes, Chaetothyriales, Herpotrichiellaceae. The coding region runs from base 1 to 756 and encodes 251 amino acids. The record is from RefSeq and is a predicted model, not a curated record. The transcript has a single exon.